Molecule: messenger RNA, 4392 nt
Organism: Colletotrichum spaethianum
Lineage: Eukaryota; Fungi; Ascomycota; Sordariomycetes; Glomerellales; Glomerellaceae
Product: multidrug resistance protein fer6
Exons: 4
Coding region: 1-4392 (1463 amino acids)
Biological process (GO): transmembrane transport
Cellular component (GO): membrane
Molecular function (GO): ATP binding; ABC-type transporter activity; ATP hydrolysis activity
Source: RefSeq, a predicted model, not a curated record
AUGGCAGACAAGGACGAGAAAACCAACAUCACGGCGCCCGACCCACAGGCCGCCGCUGUUGAGCCCAUCACUCCCAGGGACCCGGAAGACGCAACAUUCGCCAUUGACAUCGACCAUGCAGAUGAGAAGGAUGAGGGUUUCGAAUCCGAUGAGAAGAGGGUCAGACCCGAGUUGAAGGCAACCAAGAGUCAUGCCACUGAUACCAGCGUCGCCACCACUGCUGCGACACGUCGUCAACCAGAGAGCAAGCCGUGGUACAAGACGCCAAACCCCUUGAAAUGGGGCGGCAUCCCACCCGUGCCCGAAGAGAAGAUCGUGUCUCGGGAGUAUAAGGCUGGAUUCUUUAGCCUGCUGACCUUUCAAUGGAUGGCCCCUCUGAUGAGUGCUGGAUACAAGCGACAGCUGGAGCCAAACGAUAUCUGGGCUGUCAACCCAGACAGAGCCGCAGAUGUCAUGACAGAUAGACUGAAGGCUGCCUUCAAGAAGCGUGUCGAUAGAGGAGACAAAUACCCUCUGCUCUGGGCAUUGCACGAGACUUACCGUUUCGAGUUCUGGCUCGGCGGCAUGCUCCAGCUCAUGUCUACCGUCUUUCAGGUCAUGUCCCCCUUCACCCUGCGCUACCUCAUUCAGUUCGCAAACGACGCAUAUGAUGCUUCGCAACAAGGUACGCCGCCUCCAGCUAUUGGCAGGGGAAUCGGCCUAGUUCUUGGUGUCACCUUUAUGCAAAUCUUCCAGAGUUUGGGUACAAACCAUUUCAUCUACCGCGGCAUGAUGAUUGGAGGUCAGUCGAGAGCCGUCCUCAUCAGCGUCAUCUUCGAAAAAGCCAUGUCUCUGUCCGGCCGUGCCAAGGCCGGUGGCAUCAAGGAGCCAGCCAACGGCCCGCCAGUGGAUGAGAAGGGAAAGAAAAAAGACAAGAAGAAAGGCGAAGCCUCCAAAGGCCCGGGUAUCUCGGGAGAUGGAACCGGCUGGGGUAACGGUCGGAUUGUCAACCUCAUGAGCGUCGACACGUACCGUAUCGACCAGGCCUCUGCUCUGUUCCACUUGACAUGGACUGCCCCGAUAUCUUGUGUCAUCACGCUCGUCGUAUUGCUGAUCAACUUGAGCUACAGUGCUCUUGCCGGUUUCGCUCUCUUGGUCGCAGGAAUCCCGUUGCUGACGAGGGCUAUCAGGAGCUUGUUCAAGCGGAGAAAAGCCAUCAACAAGGUCACGGAUCAGCGGGUGAGCUUGACCCAAGAGAUUCUACAGUCAGUUCGCUUCGUAAAGUACUUUGGUUGGGAGAGCGCGUUCCUCGAACGCCUGAAAGAAAUCCGAAGACGCGAAAUCCACGCUAUUCAGAUCUUGCUGGCAAUCCGAAACGCCAUCAACGCCGUCAGUCUGUCGCUGCCCAUCUUCGCAUCCAUGCUGUCUUUCGUCACGUACUCGAAGACGAACAACGCGCUGAAUCCAGCCCAAGUCUUCUCGUCCCUGGCAUUGUUCAACGGCCUUCGAAUCCCACUCAACUUGCUUCCUCUGGUUCUCGGUCAGGUAGUCGAUGCUUGGUCAUCCCUGAAGCGCAUCCAAGACUUCUUGUUGGCUGAGGAGCAGGAGGAGGAUGUGGUUUUCAAGCCCGACGGAGAGAAUGCCUUGGAGAUGUCAAAUGCUAGCUUCACCUGGGAACGGACGGCAACACAGGAAUCUGAAAAGCCUGUGACUGGGGUCAAGAAGGGUGCUGCUCAGCCCCCAGCGACAUCAAAGACCGCCCCCAAGUCUGAUGAGCCGUCGGCUUCUUCUGGAGACAGUACUGGCGAUGGAGCGAGCACGCUUGUUGACGAGGAGCGGGAGCCCUUUAAGCUGCAGGACCUCAACUUCCAGAUCAAGAGAGAUGAGCUCGUGGCCGUCAUCGGCACGGUCGGUAGCGGUAAGACCUCAUUACUGGCUGCACUGGCGGGUGACAUGAGAAAAACAUCUGGUGAGGUUGUUCUCGGUGCUUCUCGGGCAUUUUGCCCACAGUAUGCCUGGAUCCAGAACGCCACCGUCCGCGACAACAUUCUCUUCGGCAAGGACAUGGAUAAGGCAUGGUACCAAGAGGUUAUCAAUGCCUGUGCCCUCCGGCCUGAUCUUGCUAUGCUGCCGAACGGAGACUUGACUGAGAUUGGCGAACGCGGUAUCACCAUUUCUGGUGGUCAGAAGCAACGCUUGAACAUCGCUAGAGCCAUCUACUUCGACUCCGACGUCGUGCUUAUGGAUGACCCGUUGAGUGCUGUUGACGCUCAUGUCGGACGCCACAUCUUCGAUAACGCCAUCCUCGGCUUGCUGAAAGGCAAAUGCAGAGUACUGGCGACUCAUCAACUUUGGGUCCUCAACCGGUGCGACAGAAUCAUUUGGAUGGAGGGAGGCAAGAUCCAGGCUGUUGACACCUUUGACAACCUGAUGAGAGAUCAUCGCGGCUUCCAGCACCUGUUAGAAACGACUGCACAAGAAGAAGAAAAGGACGAGACCGCCCCGACCAACCUGGCCGAGGCACCCCAAGGUGACAAGAAGAAGAACAAAAAGGGCGCGGCUCUCAUGCAACAAGAGGAGCGUGCUAUUGCGAGCGUUCCCUGGAAGGUAUACGGAGACUAUAUCCGGGCUUCCGGAUCGAUUCUGAACGCGCCCUUCCUGAUCUUCCUCCUGCUUUUGUCUCAGGGAGCAAACAUCAUGACCAGUCUCUGGCUUUCGUACUGGACAAGCAAGCGCUACCCGUUGUCCGAUGCGCAGUACAUUGGUAUCUAUGCCGGUUUAGGUGCUCUUCAGGCGGUCCUCAUGUUCGUCUUCUCGCUGCUGCUAUCCAUCUUGGGCACCAAGUCCAGUAAGGUCAUGCUUCGGCAGGCGGUGACCAGAGUCCUCCGCGCGCCAAUGUCCUUCUUCGACACCACUCCCCUUGGCCGAAUCACAAACCGAUUCUCGAGAGAUGUCGACGUGAUGGACAACAACCUGACUGACGCCAUGAGAAUGUACUUCUUCACGUUGGCCAUGAUUCUGUCCGUCUUUGCUCUCAUCAUCGCAUUCUUCCACUACUUCGCCAUCGCCCUCGGACCAUUGUUUGUCUUCUUCAUCCUCGCGUCGUCCUACUACCGCGCGUCGGCGCGCGAGGUCAAGCGAUUCGAAUCAGUCCUCAGAUCGACCGUGUUCGCCAAGUUCGGCGAAGGGUUGAGCGGUGUCGCCAGCAUCCGAGCCUACGGGCUUAAGGAUCAUUUCAUCGGCGACCUGAGAAAAGCCAUUGAUGAGAUGAACGCCGCAUACUACCUCACGUUCUCGAACCAGCGCUGGCUUUCGACGCGUCUCGACCUGAUCGGCAACCUGUUGGUCUUCACCACCGGUAUCCUCGUGGUGACCUCGCGAUUCAGCGUGUCGCCUAGCAUUGGAGGCCUGGUUCUCAGUUACAUCCUCGGUAUUGUGCAGAUGAUCCAGUUCACUGUGCGCCAGCUUGCUGAAGUCGAAAACGGCAUGAACGCCGUCGAGCGGAUCCAGUACUACGGCACCCAGCUCGAAGAGGAGGCACCUCUGCACACCAUUGAGGUCCGGCCUUCGUGGCCGGAAAAGGGCGAGAUCAUCUUCGACAACGUCGAGAUGCGGUACCGCGCCAACUUGCCCCUCGUGCUUUCCGGUCUGUCCAUGCAUGUGAGAGGAGGCGAGCGUAUCGGUAUCGUGGGCCGAACCGGUGCAGGCAAGUCAUCCAUCAUGUCCACUCUCUUCCGACUCGUUGAGCUGUCCGGAGGUCAUAUCACCAUUGAUGGUGUCGACAUCUCGACGAUCGGUCUGCAUGAUCUGCGAUCUCGCUUGGCCAUCAUUCCCCAGGACCCUACGCUCUUCAAGGGUACUGUCCGGUCCAACCUUGACCCGUUCAGCGAGCACACCGACUUGGAGCUGUGGUCUGCCUUGCGGCAGGCCGAUCUCGUCCCAGCGGACGCCAACCUGGAGGACCCAAGGUCCAAGGAGUCGUCCGUCAUCCACCUUGACUCGGCCGUCGAGGAGGACGGUCUCAACUUCUCCCUCGGACAACGACAGCUCAUGGCUCUGGCACGCGCGCUUGUUCGCGGCAGCCGCAUCAUUGUUUGCGACGAAGCCACGUCCUCGGUCGACAUGGAGACGGACGACAAGAUCCAGAAUACCAUCGCGACGAGCUUCAAGGGUAGGACGCUGCUGUGCAUCGCCCAUCGGCUGCGCACCAUCAUCGGCUACGAUCGCAUCUGCGUCAUGGAUGCGGGCCGGAUUGCGGAGCUGGACACGCCUCUUGCGUUGUGGCAGCGAGAGGGGGGUAUCUUUAGGAGCAUGUGCGACCGCAGCGGCAUCAGACUUGAGGACAUCCGCGGCGCGAGCGAGGGCACGACGUUGGAGGUUGAGGGAGGCCAGUCCAACCAGGACGGCCUGUGA